Molecule: messenger RNA, 7595 nt
Organism: Bombyx mori (domestic silkworm)
Lineage: Eukaryota; Metazoa; Arthropoda; Insecta; Lepidoptera; Bombycidae
Product: NACHT and WD repeat domain-containing protein 2
Exons: 33
Coding region: 253-5274 (1673 amino acids)
Molecular function (GO): protein binding
Source: RefSeq, a predicted model, not a curated record
AGUCGCUUAAAAAUUGUGAAACGAUCGCUACGCUUUGCAAUUUGGAAACGAAGGGGCAGUUUUUUUUUCGACAAUAGUGCUUCAACGCGUCUUGUUUGCAACGGCCACAGCUAAAUUCGACUUUUCAAUUUGAAAACAAAAAUGGAUCGAUGAACUGCGACCUUAGCGUUUAGAAUGUUUUAUAUCGAUUAAAGUUUUAGCGUCACGACGCGGCACAGAAUCUUCUAGAACCAGCAGCCACUGCGAUCUAUCAUGGACGACCGCACCGUGGACUUAAUCUUCGGAGGCUCCCUCAAGUCUCUUCCACCAGUUAGUUCCAAGAUCGUGAGAAUAUUCACCAGCUCCACGUUUACUGACACCACAAUGGAACGAAAUACUCUGAUGGCCAAAUGUUACCCAAGGAUCAAAGACUACUGCAGAGAGAAGCACGGAUUGGAAUUUCAGGUGGUGGAUAUGCGAUGGGGAGUAAGAGAUGAGGCCACAGACGAUCAUAUGACCACAGAGCUGUGUAUGAGAGAGAUCAAGAACUGCCAGAGGCUAUCAAUGGGGCCUAAUUUUGUCGUUUUUCUGGGUCAAAAAUAUGGCUACAGGCCAAUACCUACUUACGUCCUGUCGUCAGAGCUACAGAUGUUAAGAGAGGAGCUAGCAGCUGGUGGUGUGGACGUCAUACUUCUAGACACUUGGUACAAAAAGGAUUCGAAUGCUGUUCCCCCUAUAUCAGUUCUUCAGCCUAUUUCAUCUAUAUUGAUUAACUUCAAUAAUAAGAGGGUACCCAAACUCCAAGCUGAAGAUCAAGCAAUCUGGUGGGACACUCUUGGAAAGAUGCAGAAGCUUUUCCGGAAAGCUUCAUUGCAAUUGUACAACGCCGGAAAAAUCGAUAAAGACACAAUGCACAAUUACUUCAUGUCUGUAACGGAACGCGAAGUUAUCAAUGGAAUUUUAAACGUGAAGAACACAAAAAAUCACUGUCUGGCCUACGUGAGAUACAUCAACAACAUCAACCUUCAAAACCUGAAGAAAGCCAGCAAUUUCGUGGACAUCGUCAACAGGAGUCUUGAUGCGGAGGCUUCGAAGCUACUUGCCGACUUGAGGGAUGUGAGAUUGCCGAAUAAAAUUGAGACAACCAACAUUCAGAAGUAUACUGUGGAAUGGAUCGGUCGAGACGGUCUAGAUACAGAGACGCACAGCGAAUAUCUCAACCAUUUCAUUGCUCAUUUUUAUAAGAACAUCAUCAAAUUGGUCGACAGGGCAAUGCGUAAAGAAGACAGUAGCGCACAAGGUCAAAUUGUAACAGAAAUCCUGCAGCAUUUACAUGCUUGUAAUAAUUCUGUCAAAGUUUUUCAUGGCAGAGAAGAAGAUUUGAAAUUCAUCGAGGACUAUAUGAAAGACGCUUCCGAUAAACCAUUGGUUUUGUAUGGUGAAGGCGGCUGCGGAAAGACCAGUUUACUAGCCAAGAGUUCCGCCAUGUCCCUCGAUACAUGGUUCGCAGAGGCCCGUCCUACAAACAUCAUCAGAUUCCUUGGAACUACACCUGAUUCCAGCGCCUUAACUCCGACGCUUAUCUCAAUUUGUCAACAGAUAUCCUACAACUUUGCCCUUCCGUUCGAGAGCAUCCCAGACGACCUCGUGCCCUUGACUGCUCAUUUCAAACAGCUACUGACAAUGGCAAGCCAGAACCAACCCCUACUACUCUUUUUAGAUUCCGUUGAUCAGCUAACUGGCAUUGGCACAGAAAACAAUAAAGUAUCUUGGCUACCCACAAGAUUGCCACCACACUGCAAGAUAAUUGUAACAUGUGCGUGCGAAGAAGCUAAUCCAGAUGUGUCCAAAGAAUAUGACGUACUUCGGAGGAUGAUUGACUCAGAAGACAGCUUUUUAGAAGUCAAAGCUCUCGGCGAAGAUCUAGCCAUGCAAGUUCUGAAAUUGUGGAUGGCAUCUGCAGCCAGAGAUCUCACAAAUUACCAGUGGCGUUUGGUUUCUAAUGCCAUUGGACAAUGCUCUUUACCGAUAUUCGUGAAACUUGUUUUUGCAGAGGUCUGCAGAUGGAGAAGCUACACCAAGCCUCAGGAUACCCACCUCGCUUCUACAGUCAUGGAUUCGAUUAUGAUGUUGUUUGAGAGGAUCGAAAAACAGCAUGGACGUCUACUGGUCUUUCACGCUUUGGCUUACAUCACGGCAGCCCGCAGCGGUCUUUCCGAGACGGAACUUGAAGAUCUCAUAUCGUUGGACGACAGAGUCUUGGACGACGUAUACCAGUACCAUUUGCCGCCUGUCAGGAGAAUUCCUCCUCUGCUUUGGACUAGGAUCCGUAACGAUUUGCCUAACUACCUCUCUGAACGCGAAGCCGACGGUGUUUCCGUGAUGAACUGGUACCACAGGCAGUUUCGUGACACAGCCCGCGAGAGAUACUUCAAGAAUAUGAAUAUGGCGAUGUACUUUCAUUCUAUGAUUGCUGAUUACUACCUCGGUAUCUGGGGUGGUGGUGUACCAAAGCCGUUCAAGUAUACAGAAAUCCAGCGUCAUCGGUUCAAUCUUGCGGAUAGGGAGGGUGUGGCUGACAGGAAGGUCCCACUUCAGCCUUUGGUCUUCAUGUCAGCCGAUGGAACAUCCAAGAGAUACAAUUUACGAAAGUUUGGAGAAUUGCCAUUUCAUCUAGUAAGAUCGAAGCGAUUCACCGAUUUAUACGCAGAAGUACUCUUCAACUACGAGUGGCUUCACGCGAAACUCAACUGCUGUCCUCUGCAAGCUGUCCUGGCUGAUUUCGAAGAUGCUAAGCUACAUGUUAAUAAAGACGCAGUGAGAGAAUUAAUGCUAGUAGCAGAUGCUUUGCGUCUUGGUGGUGCUAUUCUGGGUACAUACCCUGAUAUGUUGGCGCCCCAAUUGGUUGGAAGACUUUUGCCGGAGGCCCCUCAUAAUCCUGCUGUAGCGUCUCUGCUGAAACAAUGUCACGAUAAAGGAAAAAAUCACUGCGCUUUACUGCCAUCCCACCAUUGCUUACACACCCCGGGCGGUCCUUUGAAGUAUUCUUUAGAAGGUCACCAAUUCGCUGUUUUCGCAUUUCGCCUAAGCUCGGACAAACGCUACGUUGUGUCAAUCUCUAGUAGGGUUAUAUCCUGGGACCUUUCCACUUCGGACCUGGCUCGAGAUCUAUGUCCACAAUUGGAAGGUAUUAUGCAGAAUCUGGAGCUCUCACCCGACAAUAAAUGGGCCGCUGCUUCAACGAAUAACUCUGUCUCCAUGUUGUUGAACAUGCUGACCAGUGAAUACGUGACCAUUGAUAAUCCACUUGAUGAAGGGGAAACAGUCCGAGGAGUUUUCGUCCUCAACCAUCACAUGAUAAUUUACGGUCCUCGCUCCUGGGUCCAGUACAGCAUGAGAGGUGAACACGAGAAGACUAUUCCUGCUCCCGAUACCGCUCCGUAUGAUGACGUCGAAUGGGAGAUACUCUCAAUGGAGUUUCGUGAUUUGGAGAACUUCGUUCUGGUUAUGUGGAGCGGGGAUUUGGAUGAAGAUAGGUUGCUGGUGUUGUUCUGUAAGGAGGGGGCUUGGAUGCGGCCUCUGAGAUGCAGAGGUGCCAUGGCUCUCAGCAAAAACUGGAACAAGAUCUACUCUAGUGACCCUGAUAGAGGAUACCAGAUAUCAAUUUACCAGCUCAAUGACGAAGAAGGCUGUUGGGACAAAAUCGAAGAGUUACAUCAUCGCGAGACGGACACCGCUGAAGCAAUGCUCCAAUUAAAACGCGGGAAAAAGGACAAAAUGUUGCUUGCCACAACAACUUACAGCUUCGUGGUGUGGGAUUUUGAUGGUGCGAUUCCUCGAGAUAAGCACGUAAUAGAAUACAAAAAAAAGAAGGGACAAGAAGACAAGAAGGACGUUGAAAAAGAAGACGAGAUGAUAAACGAGGAACCAACGAAAAACGUACCCCUUCACGGUAUCGUGCUAAAGCUGCCACAUACAAUCCGAAAUAUAUCCACGAAAAUGACUUUAUCGAACUCUUUUAUGAUUAGCAACAACAAUACUUACGCUGUCGCUGGAGUCAGGAAAAACCUUUACGUCUGGAGUCUUGAAACCACGACGCUGAUAAAAGUACUGGACGCUCACUUUGGCAGAAUAGUCCAACUGGAACCGUUGACUGUUGGAGCUUGGAACAAUGUGAUAACGUCGUCCAUAGACAGGACGGUCAAGAUAUGGAACAUUGAUAACAUAUUUGAGCAAGUACAUAAGAUUGAUCGACAAGAACUGCCCAUUGAUUCUAUUAGCCUAGCACGCGACAAGCAACUAGCGGUAACCGUCACCCGUAGCUGUUGGGGCCUCUGGGAUACGAGCACCGGUCGGUUGAUGGCGCAAUUAGCUGACGCUCCGCUCGGCGCCAUCGUCACGCACGCGGUCAUCACGCCCACUGGAGAUCACGUAGUCACUGCGGAAUCGGGCUGCGUUAUUAUAUGGGAUACUCCUGAAAAACAGGGAAUCUUCAAGGAAGAACAAAAAGGUGUAAAACAAGUUCUGCUUCUAGAAGACGGGACGAAAUUCAUCACGAUAUCUAUGCAGGUGCCCGCUGAUAACACGGAUAACGUUGCUGUUGCUUAUAUCGUGGCAAGAACUAUACCUGACGGUGAAAGAAUUUACACAGCAGAAUACGACGUUCGGGGUACCGGCUACAGAGCCGCUGUGGUUUCUGCAGAGGAACAUCAUCUAGUUGCUCCCGGAGUGGACAAGUCCUCCAGGGACUGUCUACAUGUAUUCCAUGCUAGAACCGGAGCGAGGAUACAUAGGAUACCAAUUAAGAACAGCGGCAUCAAAGACAUGCAAUCUAUUGUGGCGUUGCCCCACAAGGCGCUCUGGGUGGCAGUCGUCGGUAAUGACAAAGCCGGUAUAUUGGACAUCAAAAGCAAAAGACUCAUCAGAUUUGUUCCACGUUGGAAUGGCGCAUGUACUCGCGAUGGUAAGCUGGGGCUCUGUGCGCCUUCCAGAGGGGGGCUCGACCUCAUAGAACUAAAGAGAGGAACAUCGGUGCACCCCCUUAUAUACAGGGCGGCUGAAGGCGUAUUUUCCAUCAUCACCAUGUUUAGCUCGACAGACCAUUAUGUAUUUUAUUAUCACAGCGGCAGGAAAACACUGAGAGUUUUCAGAACAAUAGACGGUCGUGCUAUAGCUGAGUACCGGGCGCCGGCCGAAGUCACAGGCGUGGCCAGCGCUCAUGGAGGCAAAGCUGUCGCUAUCGCCUCACAGGACGGUUGUCUCACAAUCCUUAACAUUGUUGACCCAUACGAAUGAAGUUGGGACGGGUAGUGAAACUUUUGUCUCUCUCCUGCUUCAUUAAGUUUUUAUCAAAGAAAGAGAGAGCGAGAGACAGAGAGAGAGAGAAAGAGAGAGAGAAAGAGAGAGAGAGAGAGAGACAGAGAGGGAGAGAGAGAGAGAGAAAUCGGAUAGCGAGAGCACAACGCUGAUUUUUUAUGUGACGACUUCUACCAGUCAACUCUUAUGGCAAGCCGCGUUAAGAAGCUGUUUAUUUAUUGGAACAGCACGUAAUGUACACAUUCGGGGGUCGGUGACCUGAAGUGUUCAGCAGUUGUUUUCAUUACAUUGUCUAUUCAUAAAACACGAAUGUGACGCACAUACGCAUACUAGCCGGUCACCGUCCUUGCCCAACCUUGCGACGAAGUGCUCGACGAGUAAAUUAACCCACAGACACAGCCCACAGAGUUUCUCGCCGGAUCUUCUCAGUUGGUCGCGUUUCCGAUCCGGUGGUAGAUUCUGCCAAGCACUGCUCUUGCUAGGGCCAGUGUUAGCAACACUCCCGGUUUGAACCCGUGAGCUCACCUACACGUCAAAGAGAAGCUGAAAUUGCCUCUCAAAGCUAUCAGCAUAGGUAGGAAAUGCAUACUAGUGGGUAGCUUAGAUACACUUCAAUGUUAUCAUUUGAUGUAGAGGUUAGAAGAUUUGUAAAUGCUUUUGCUAGUUUUAGUUUUAUAUGCUAAAUUCUUCUUCGGUGCUUAAAUUAAGAUGUUGGUUUAUAAAAUAAUUAAUACCUGUGCUGCUCCUCUUUGUGUCGUGUCGAAUGUUCACUCCAUCGAGGACAUUCAGAGGAAUUCCUUGAAAUACCCUCAUCUCCUUUGCUCCAGUCGUGUCGCUGGAAAGUGUUUCUUCCUACAUCUAUUUGACAUAUCCACAGUUUGCUUCAACCUAUCUGCUUCUACUUUGGUCUUGAAACAAUCUUUGAAAAGCGAAUACUUGAAGUCGAUGGGUAUUUUUGAUGGCAACAUAAACAGACUUUCUUGGCUAAUAGUAACGUGCGCGUAACGAAAGAAGAAGUAAUCAAGUGGCUUUUUACGAUUAAAUUAUAUUAUCGUUCAUGUUGGGUCAUGUUAUAUAAAAUAAAAACUAGAUUAAAAACUAAUUUUGUUUUAUUACUUCAAUACUAAAAAUAGGCAAUAUACAUUUUUUUUAUGUAAUCGAUCUAUUAACAGCGAUAUGUAAUCUGUAAAAAAUUGCACAGAUAAUACAAUCGAUGUUGUCUACAGUAUACUUACAACUAUUUGGAAUAUUAUACACGAUAAUUACGAAUACUGCCUCUUAGGAAACUACAAUUCGAAAAAUAAUUUGACAGACCUUUAUUUUAAAUCUCAUUCGAUUAGUUACAAACAUUACUUUAUAGGUUGGGUUUGGACGCUUUCGUUUCCCGCGUAAACAGAAAUUCUAAAAUGGCUGGAACCUAAAGAUCGGGAACUCGAUUAAUAGUGAUCAUACCCGUCGAAAAUGAGUAUUUUUGAAAUUAAAUUACUUACGAAAUAAUCGAGUGAUAUCCCUUAGAAACCUUUCGAAGUUCGCACACAAACAAUGAGCUUGAUAAAUCUAUACAUAUAAAUAAAAUUGGAGUGUCUGUUUGUAACAUUGCAAUAACCGCUUUUUACUACGUGAAUGUAUGAAUAUAUAUACGGUACGUAGACCAAAAUAACAUUUUUUUUAAAUUUUGUCUGUCUGUCUGUUUGUUCCGGCUAAUCUCUGGAACGGCUGGACCGACUUUUAUGAGACUUUCACUGAUAGAUAGCUGAUGAUCUAAAGAGUAACUUAGGCUAACUAGUUUUUUUAGACUAGCUUCGCCCCGCGGCGUCACCCACGGUACGAAAAUAACCGCGGGUAACAUGGCGGGACUCUGCUAUUAAUAAUUUAAUAAUAAAACUUAAUGUUUCCGAAGCGAAGCGAGGGCGGGUCGCUAGUUAAAAAUAAAAAUAUUAAAAUCCUCAUAAAAGGCACAUUCGGUUCGCCUUUCUACCCUAAUAUAAAUUUGAUUUUACACUUUAACACAAGAUGUCACGUGUUAUGUUAGUUACAAAUGACGUUAUCAUCCAUUAGGGUUGUCAGGCAUCAUUAUGCCAUAAUUGCAAGAACGCAGUUUUUUUAGGCUUUCGAUGCUUCGAAUUCAUUAUGUUUUCGUGAUGACGUCUUUACCGUUAAAAAAAUGGAGAAUCGUGAAAAUCUAAAACUCAUAAAGAGGUUGCCACGCUUGCUUGGUCAACUAAAUCCAAUCACUGAAAACGGAAUUAGCUGCUGUACCUUGACUUUUCCGGAUUUCUCGUCACAUACGCAAUAUAAUG